AUGACGGAUUAUAUAUCCGCGGAACUUGCGGCAACUUGUGAUGCGCUCGGUUAUCAUGACGGUGCUACCUAUCGUUUGGAUCCUGAUGCUCUAGAUGUAAUAAAAGAUUUAAUAAAAUACUUGAAGAGAGACGAUGACACACAUACAAUUCGUCGUUACUUAGGUCAAACAAAAUUUUUGGAAACAGAUCUGAUCCAAAUUUUCUUUGAUGAUUAAUUUAACAAGUCCAGCAUUGAUGGUAUACAAUGAAGAGCUCCCGGCUGAAAGAACAAAUCGUAAUUAUUAUUUACAAUUAGUCAGCUAUUUGCAAGGUUACAAAAAAGCAUUGACAGAUGAACGUGUGUGGACAGUGGUCAGCAGUCGUCUGGGAAAAAUAUUGAAAAUAGAUACUAGUGAAAGAGGUGAAGAAAACGAAUUAAUCAUCGAGAGAAUUCUAACAUUAAUUAGGAACGUUCUUCAAGUACCUCCACACGACAAUGACAAACGAGCUGACAAUGAUGCCACAGUUCACGAUGAGGUUUUGUUUGCUCUCCAUGCGUCUGGUAUCGUCGAUCUUUUGUUAUUUAUUGCGAGUAACAGCAGCGAGCAACAGUUCCACGUACAGAUUAUUGAGAUAAUCGCAUUGAUGUUACGUGAACAAAAUGCUAGUAAAUUAGCAGUAGUUGGCCUGGAAAGAACUGCCGAAGAAAAAGCACGCGAGGAGGCUAAAUUAUUGGCUGUAAGGCAAAAAGAAAUAACUGAGAAGAUGGAAAAAAUGAAAAAGUACAGCGGCUCGAGACAUUCCAGAUUUGGGGGUACAUUUGUGGUGCAGAAUAUGAAAGGUAUUGGAGAAAAUCAAUUGAUUUGUCACAGACCAUUUGAUAAGAUCGAGGCAUUUGAAUUUUCACGAGAUAAAACCAAGAUGAAGAAGCCCAAAAAUCGUGUUUUCGUUGAGCCAGCAGUGGAGGAACGUAUGUCAGCACUUAGCGUACGAUUAUUUCUAAAAGAAUUUUGCGUGGAAUUUCUAAUUGGUGCUUACAAUCCUGUAAUGAGAUACGCAAAGUCCUUUAUAAUCGGAGAUAGUGCAGAUAAGUCUGACGGCAUUCAUUACUUUUGGGCAUUACGUUUCUUCAUGGAGUUUAACCGCCAUUACAAGUUCCAGGUGAAGUACGUGAGUGAAACUAUUUCAACCGAAACAUUUUAUUUAGUUCAAAGACAAAUGGACCAAUAUUAUGAACUGCUGAUGGCAGAUAAAAAAAAACCGACAUACUGGUUACGACGUUUACAUGAAGCUUUAAAAGCUUAUCAGGAACUUCUCCAUACGUUGAGUUGGAUGGAUAAAAGUCUCGACAAGGAUGUACGAGAUUCCAGCAAGGUCAUUAAGAGUAAUAUAUUUUACGUACCAGAAUAUCGAGAAACGAUACUCGGGCAGCUUCUAUCGUACAAUGGGCUUAAAAUGUCGCGAAAUUAUUUGGUGGAUUUAGUUACAACAACCCACCUUUUUGUCAAAAUGUUGGAGCAAUUUUGCGACAAAAGUCGUAAUGUAAUGGUAGCAAAAACAAAAGCAAAAAAGCGUAAAGGAACCAAGAAAAAAACCAAGCAGAAAAAAGAACAAGAGCAAACAGCCGCGGUACAGAAAAGCUUAGAUGAACGUUGGGAUGACGCGGGUCCAGAGUUAUCUGCUGUUAUGCAAGAGGGUAUUAUACCAGACGUUGUACCUUUUGAUGCUACUUUAGAUACUCCAAUUGAAGAUCAAAAGAGCAACGCUAUGAAAAAAAUCCAAAAGUUACUUCGCAAAAAGGAUUUCGAGGAAGCAGUGGGUCUAUUACGAGCAUCGAGACAAGUUUGGCCUGAAAAUGAUUGCUUCGGUAAACCAGACAUCCCGGUUGAAGAAGAAUUUCUGGCUCUUCGUGAGAUAUUCUUUGCUGAUCUUGGUGGUGAGUA
Molecule: messenger RNA, 1923 nt
Organism: Cotesia congregata
Lineage: Eukaryota; Metazoa; Arthropoda; Insecta; Hymenoptera; Braconidae
Source: the annotation of a GenBank genome assembly